AUGAACUGUGAGGGUCGAACAUAGCUACCCAUCAGAUGAUCUACUCUCAGGCUUCCUGAGUCACAGGCUACCAAGGACAAGUAGCUCUGUCUGCCCUUUGUUGAGGGGAGCUGUGACACUGGUUUGCUGCUGCUGCUGCUGCUGCUGCUGCAUCUUCUUUGGGAAAUCAGACUCAAUAAACUGCCAUCCAUCUGAGGUUCUCAACUCAGAGCCAUCUACCUGGAGCAUGGGACUUUCAAAUGUCCAGCUCUGGACAAUACUGCUGUGGGCAUUGGCAUGGGUGCAGAGUACAAGAUCUGCGUGCCCGUCCUGUGGGGCCCCAACUCUGACACCCCAAGGAGAACGCGCUCUGGUCCUAGAGCUAGCCAAGCAGCAAAUCCUGGAGGGGCUGCACCUAACCAGCCGUCCCAGAAUAACUCGUCCUCUGCCCCAGGCAGCACUGACCAGAGCCCUCCGGAGACUGCAGCCCAGGAGCAUGGUCCCUGGCAACCGAGAGAAAGUCAUCAGCUUUGCUACCAGCAUAGACAAAUCCACUUCAACCUACCGCUCCGUGCUCACCUUCCAACUGUCCCCUCUUUGGUCCCACCACCUGUACCAUGCCCGCCUCUGGCUGCACGUGCCCCCCUCUUUUCCGGCCACUCUGUAUCUGAGGAUCUUCGGUUGCGGUACCACGAGGUGCAGAGGAUCCCGCACGUUCCUAGCUGAUUACCAAACCACUUCCUCCGGCUGGCACGCCCUGACUCUGCCCUCUAGCGGCUUGCGGAGUGAGGAAUCUGGAGUCACAAAACUCCAACUGGAAUUCAGACCUCUGGACCUUAACAGCACUACUGCCAGACUGCCACGGCUGCUGUUGGACACAGCGGGACAGCAGCGUCCCUUCUUGGAACUUAAGAUCCGAGCUAAUGAACCCGGAGCAGGCCGGGCCAGGAGGAGGACUCCCACCUGUGAGUCUGAGACCCCCUUAUGUUGUAGACGAGACCACUAUGUCGAUUUCCAGGAGCUGGGGUGGAGAGACUGGAUCCUGCAGCCGGAGGGAUACCAGCUGAAUUACUGCAGUGGGCAGUGCCCGCCCCACCUGGCUGGCAGCCCUGGCAUUGCUGCUUCCUUCCAUUCUGCUGUCUUUAGCCUCCUCAAAGCCAACAACCCUUGGCCUGCGGGUUCUUCCUGCUGUGUCCCCACCGCGCGAAGGCCUCUCUCCCUCCUCUACCUUGACCAUAAUGGCAAUGUGGUCAAGACCGAUGUGCCAGACAUGGUUGUAGAGGCCUGUGGCUGCAGCUAGCAAGAGGACCUGAAGGUUUUGAGUGAAGUUCAAGGUUCAAGUUGGGGGUUCCCAAGCAAAAGGGUCCUGUGUCUGGAAGCACAAGUUCCGGAUCCAUACUGACACCCAACAAGCUGUGUAGCAGUAUGCCUGAGUUUGACCCCUGUGGAACUCAAAUGGGCAUUUUUCUUGUCCCAGAUUCUGGCCUAUUUCAGGCUGUUUCAAAUGUGGACAGAUGGGUAAAACGUUUCCUUUCGAGAAACUGCCUGGCCAGCACCAUUUCCUACAUCAAGCCCUGUUCCAGGACAGCAGGGGAUGCCGUGGGAGGGAAGGAAGAAUGCAGGGAAAACUACUUAGUCUCUCCCGAAAAAGAAGUUCCUCAAGUAAUAAAGGAGGAAGUAGAAGGGUGGGCAGAUUGGGGAAAGGUAUACAGGCUAAGAACAGGGACUGUUGCCUGCUUUGAGCAAGGUCAAGAGGAAGAUGAGCAGGCACUGAGGUGGGAGAGCUGUUAGGAGGCCCUGGAAUUGAGAGUCAGUAAAAAGGGGUGCUGAACCCAUAAGUUCUCUAGCUUCCCCUUGGGGAGAGGACCCAUGUAAAUGACAUACGUUUAUAUUUUCUUAAUAAAAAGGAGAAAGAAAAGCAACAGUGUGUAAGGGGUUGUUAAAAUGAGCCAGAAACAAAGUGUGGUCUGGGGACCUCUGUGCUUCGGGGCCUUUUCAAGGGGUUUUCAAAACUAUUUGCAUAAUCACAUAGAGAAGUUAUUUGUCAUUUACUAUCAUUAUUUUUUCAUUGUUCUGUGGGAACAGGGUUUACACUUAUAACUACAGCCCUCAGGAGGCUGAGACAGGAGGAUCGCCGUGAGUUCAAGACCAGCCUUCAUAGUGAAUGCUGGGCUAGCCUGAGCUAUGGAGUGAGAUCCUGUCUCAAAGCAAAAGAAACAAACAAAACAACAAAGAAAGUACUGUGAGUCUUUCCAGAGUGUAUUAUAUGAUACAGCCGAUGACAUUGUGGCUUAUAUAUUCUCCUUUCUCUCCUUUAAACAAUUUUAUUUAUUUUUAUUGUAUGUGUAUGAUGAGUCUUAGGCCUGCACCGGCUUGCAGUGCCCAUAGAGGUCAGAAGAGGACGCUGGAUCCUUGGAACUAAAGUUAGAGCAGUGUGAGCUGCCUGUGUCUGUUAACAGAACUCAGGUCCACAGUAAGAGAAACAAACAAUUAAAGGCUGAGCUACCUCUCCACCUGAGACAUGUGCACACACAGUCACACAUUGUUUUGUUUUGUUUGGAAACAGCCCACGCUAUCUUGGAACUCUCAAUCCUCCUGCCUCAGACCCUCCUGCCCUGGAAUUAAAGGCAUAAACCA
Messenger RNA from Rattus norvegicus (Norway rat), 2616 nucleotides. It is a transcript of the gene Inhbe, whose product is annotated as inhibin subunit beta E. Bases 227 to 1279 code for a protein of 350 amino acids. Gene Ontology annotation, cellular component: extracellular region. The transcript is spliced from 2 exons. NCBI's taxonomy places the organism in Eukaryota, Metazoa, Chordata, Mammalia, Rodentia, Muridae. Gene Ontology annotation, molecular function: hormone activity; growth factor activity. Gene Ontology annotation, biological process: cellular response to cholesterol. The record is from RefSeq and is marked validated.